AUCCUUUACUGACAGGUGGUCUUUGUUGUGAUUGGCUGAAUGUGGUAGAAAUGGCUGUUGCGUUGUUGAUCGGUUUUUGUCAGAUUGUUUACAACACUCGUUCCUCUGCGACAGGUCUUGUAUUUGGAAAUAAGGGCUACACUGAAUAUGAAAUUCCUGUGAGAAUGGAUUGAGGCAGUGGACCAAGGUGUGGGGGUGAGCUCUGGUCUGGUGCUGGUGAUGGCUCGGAUGACCCAGGUCUCUGGAGGGCUUCUUCCUCCACUGUCCUCUCUGGUGGGACAGAAGAGGGUUUCUCCUGCAGAGCCGGGGAGUAAAGAAACUGACAGCUGUCAAGACCUCCACCCCAUAAAGCCAGAAGACGGGUCAGUAAGUGAUGUCACUUAUGCACAAGUGCCAGAAGACGCUCAGAUUUCGGCUUCUGUUGAAGGAAAUAAACUGCAGAAGAGAACAACUAGUCGUAGACCAGAACCUGUUUGUGAUGAGUUUAUUCCAAAGGAUAAAUCAGAUGGUAUUGGUGUUCAGAUUUCUUUCACAAAGUCGCUGCAGAAGGCUGAGGCUCUCUUAAGGAAUCGACUGAACCCCGGGUUGAAGUGGCUCCUGAAACAGAAGUCAGAUGGCAGUGGCUCUGAUGUGGAAAAUGAGGAUUCGUUCAUUUCCUGUGAGGGCUACACCUCAUGUUCCUCAAGAAGGUUUCUGAAGAUGGAAAAUUGUGUACUUGGACUUGGCAGGCAGUGUCAUGUGCUUCGAAAUGAGAGGACUGGCUGUCCGCAGAGUUAUGUGAAGGAGUUGUCAUCUGAUUGCGAGUUUUACUAUCAUCCAGCCUGCAUUGCCUUGAAUAAGCAUUAUGGGAAGCUGCAACAUUUGCUAGAGGAAAGAUCGCAGCUCUUGCUCUUUCAUGAGUACACUAGGCGCUUAAAAGCUGCCUCUGCUUUCAUUGCAAAUCUUUCAGGAUUACUUGACAGGGAACGCCUUCGGUUAAAUGCAUCAAGACAAGAUUUGGAAAGUGCGAGUUCAUUCUCGGAAUACAGGAUUAGCACUCUUUGUGAAGAGUUAAGAAUUCAUGUCUAUCACUGGAGCUGUCUUCGCGAUAAAGCAAGAAAUGACAACUGGCUGAGGCCUGUCCUUUUUCAAAAGCCAGAAAUCCUUGAAAGCAUGAAACGAACUUUAAAUCUUGUGGCCUUGCAAGCUCUGGUGCUUAUGGAACAAUACAUUUGCACAGUUUUUCAUGUUUUGGCAUUAGCUGACUCUCCUGAUGUGUCUACAGAUUCCCUGGAAGAUGUAUUGAAUGGAACUGAAAUUUUUAAUUCACUGCUCUCUGACACGGUUGUGGAGCAACCAUCUUAUGUGCUGCAUAAGUAUUGCCAGCAAGACCAUGACUGGUUUAUUUCAAACCUGUUGAAAUCCAUAUAUUCUAAACGCUGUGACAAAGGGGACUCUUUGACGCCUUUCUCAAUUGUACGACUUCUGAAGAUUGUAUCAAAAUGCAGAGGACAAGUGGCAGCUAAUAAGUUGUAUCAUUGGGUCACUAAUCAAGAUGCUUUACUUUCCAGUGCAGAACAAAAUAGUUUAAGGUCCCAGAAAUGGGAGAAUAUAAAAGUGGCUUGUCUACAAAACCAAUUGCGUUCUGUUACCAAGACAGCCAAAACUGGCAUUUCACGAGCAAAGGUUGGUGAAAGCCAGUUCAGGUCAUGCCUCAGCACUCAGACUCAUCCCUUAGCAGUAUUUUUAAAAUGGGACAAAGACUUUAUGGAUAAGUUUUGUUUGGCUUUGGUAUCUUCUACUGAAAUGAUAGGGCAACAUGUUCUAAAUAGGCCCACUCCAGACAAGCCACGGAUAGAGUCACCUGGAAAGAACUGCACAGAAACUAUGGAUGAUGAGGCAGAAGGUGACCCAAAUCUCUGCAAAACUGAAGAGAAGACCAAUGCUAGAAGACUAAUACGGCACAAGUCAGUUCAGUGGCAGGACACUACUGUUUCAGAGGCAACAAGCAUACUGUUUUCCCAGUACAGAACCUUGCUGUGGGAAGAGUUUGGCAGUGCUCUUUUCAACAUUUUGUAUCACCCCAGCUGUAAUGGUAUUUUUGGAAGUCUCAAUCAGUGCAAAGAACAAAUGGUUUUUCUUGCUGUGAAAGAGCUGCAUGGUGGAUGCAGAAAAGCACUGAUACCUGGAGAGUGUGAAGGAGUGAUAAAUGACCUUUGUAUGCAAGUGAUUUCAAAGGCAGCCUUUGUGCAUUGGGACCAAGUGAUGUGCAAGGCUCUUGGUUCAGGACAGAAAGACAAAUGCCUUCCUGACCCAAACAAUGAGGGGUCCAUUGUCCGAACCACCACCACCACAUGGCUCCUUCAGCAGCUGUUUCAUCCCCUGCACACUGUGCUCGGCUCUCUGAAGGAUGGCGGAAACUGGCAGAAAGGUGCUACUUCCAAAACAGAACAUUUGUCGGCUCAGGAAUUGCUUCAGCUGACUCUUCUGAGUUGCACUGUUGCCACUGUACAUUCUUCCUCUUACUGGGCGAUGACCAAGGCCUACCAGUUUCUGUCAUCCUGGUCUCUGAAUCAGUUCCUUUUGGUGACACAAGGAGAUCUGAAGGUGUUGAAGGCUGAAAUAGAAAAAAUUGUGCCACUGGUUGAAGCCUUAAACCUGGACAACAAAUGCACUCCAGGACUUACUGGUAAAUUACUGCUACAGCAAGAAAAAACACUGCUUGCCCAGCUCACAGAAGGAGCAGCAAAUAUUCAGGCCUUUUCAGAGAAUGUGCUGAAGAUCUUUUCAACAGACUGUAAAAAGAUGGCAGUGGAGAUAUUUAAACAGACCAUGCCUGGGGGAAAACACUGGAGAGUGAACUGCAGAGCAGAGCUGCCAGGCAGCCCCAGUGAGUACGCUGCCUCCGCUGCUCACAGCGUGCUUGGUCAGGUGCUGGAGGGAGUUCAGCCGCUGCCCGACGAAGCCAGAGCUCUCGCUCUGACGGAGGCCACGACGGCCUUCAUGGAAGCCUGGAUGGAGCACAUCCUGAAACAAAAAAUCAAAUUCAGCGUUCAGGGUGCCCUACAGCUGAAGCAGGACUUUGACACGAUCAGGGAGCUGCUCAAGUCGGAGGAGUAUAGCUUGUCUGAGGAGAUCCGGCAGCGGCUGCUGUCCCUGGGGGUGUUCCAUCAGGUUGACAAUGCCAUCAUCUGUCUCCUGCAGCAGCCGGCCAGCAAGGCCUAUGUGCCAUCGCGCACCUGGGAGCCCUUCAGGAGAUGCUGCUCCAAUCCCAGCCGGACACGGGAUUUCAAUACAGGGAGCUUGAACAGUUUAGAAAGCAUGGACGUCCAAGUGGCCAGAAACAAUGCCAUCGUACAGGCAGAAAGCUCUCUGGCCCCUGAACUGCUUGGAAAAAUCAAAAGCAACGCGAUCCAGGAAUCAUAUCUGGCAGGAAAGCAGCAGGAUUGGCUGGCACUUCGCAUACAUAACGGCAGCAGAUGGAAAAUACCUGGCUUACUUUGCAUGAACAAAUCUAAUCAUUGACUGUGAAUAAUGCUUAAUAAAUGAAAACGGGAGGUCA
Molecule: messenger RNA, 3541 nt
Organism: Lepisosteus oculatus (spotted gar)
Lineage: Eukaryota; Metazoa; Chordata; Actinopteri; Semionotiformes; Lepisosteidae
Source: RefSeq, a predicted model, not a curated record